AUGAAUAUUACUGAUGGUGUUUAUCUAACACAGAAAAAAGUCGUAUCAACUUCGUCAGAAACCAGUCCAAAAUCUUUGAAUACACCCCACAUAAAUUCAAAUUUAUUGGAUGAUCUCGGAAAAGAUAAUUUGGAUAACAACGAUGAUGUACGACUAGAGACAAACUCCAUCAAAACAUUAACAGAGACUGAAGAGAUGCUUAAUGUUCGUGAUCGUCGCAUCGAGUCCAACUCUUCAGACAAUCUCUCAGAUCGAUCAUCAACAGAAAAAUCAUCAUUGAAUACAGCACGAGAUAUUUUGGCUCGACGACAUGCUCUUGAUUCAAUCGAAAAACAUGAUCUCCGAGUAUAUGUUCGCCAACGAAGAAAUAGUAUUGUUCAACAUGUUAUUGGUUACAAUUAUGAUGAUAAUUCACUUGUCGGUGGUCUUUAUACUCGCGUAGGCAUUGGGAAAUUCGUCGAAGGUACUGUUCAUGCAUUGUUUAUUCUACUUGCAUUGCGCAAACGUUUAAAACGAACACCUAAACCCGAAUAUCCAGCACGUGAAAUGAUUACUCUGUUGGUCAUACUUGAUCUGAGUCUUUGGUUUGAAAAGACAACAACAACAACAAAACAUGAAGCAAAUCCAUUUCAACUAGCCUUUUACCAUGUCAUUCCAUGGUCGAUCAUUGCCGCAAUAGCUACACCACUUCAAAUUUUCUUUCGAUUUCAUGCAUCUGUCUGCCUCUCACAUGUGUGGGCUAAUAUGUACCACUUGCCAUCAUAUCAACCAAUACCUUCUCGUUCUUUCUGA
Rotaria sp. Silwood1 is the source of this 792-nucleotide messenger RNA. The record is from the annotation of a GenBank genome assembly. Lineage: Eukaryota; Metazoa; Rotifera; Eurotatoria; Philodinida; Philodinidae.